This is a messenger RNA of Tyto alba (common barn owl), 3230 nucleotides long. RefSeq names its product TGFB induced factor homeobox 2 (gene TGIF2). Gene Ontology annotation, molecular function: DNA-binding transcription factor activity, RNA polymerase II-specific; RNA polymerase II cis-regulatory region sequence-specific DNA binding. The transcript has 3 exons. The record is from RefSeq and is a predicted model, not a curated record. The coding region runs from base 156 to 1010 and encodes 284 amino acids. Gene Ontology annotation, biological process: regulation of transcription by RNA polymerase II. NCBI's taxonomy places the organism in Eukaryota, Metazoa, Chordata, Aves, Strigiformes, Tytonidae.
AGUUCCUGCCUCCUCGGGAACAAAGGGAACUCUGUCUCGGCAUCUGUCACCGCCGCCCACCCAAAACUUUUCGCUGCGCCUCGGCCGCUCGCCCCGCCGCCGCGGGAGGGUCCCGCCGCACCCCCGCCACCGGAGCGGCGACCCCGGCGCGGCCCAUGCAAGGGCCGAGGCGGCGGCGGCGGCGGCCCGGGGGCUUUAACCAGGAGAGAUCUGCGGGCAGUUCCACCAUGUCGGAUAGCGACCUCGGGGAGGACGACAGCGCCACAUCCCCGGACCCCUCACAGUCCAACAAGAGGAAGAGAAGGGGCAAUCUCCCCAAGGAGUCCGUGAAGAUCCUCCGGGACUGGCUGUAUGAGCACCGCUUCAAUGCCUACCCUUCCGAGCAGGAGAAGCUCAGCCUCUCGGGGCAGACCAGCCUCUCUGUGCUGCAGAUCUGCAACUGGUUCAUCAAUGCCAGGAGGCGGCUGCUCCCCGACAUGCUGCGCAAGGAUGGGAAGGACCCCAACCAGUUCACCAUCUCCCGCCGAGGGGGCAAAGCUGGUGACAUGGCCCUGCCGCGGGGGGCUGCUGCUGGCUCUGGGGUGCUGGUGGUCCCUCCCGUGACGGCCGCAGGGGCCUCCAAGGUGCUGUCGAUGUCUGUGUGCCCGCAGGUACUGUGCCACCCUGCCCAGGCGCUGGGCAGCAACCUGACGGUGGUGAGCGCCCACAGCCCCGACUGGGAGAAGCCCCCCGGCCCACAGCGAGUGGAGCCGGACCCCAAAGCACCGCUGGGUGCCACUGGCAGCACCAUGACCUUACUGGCCCGGGCUGAGGCAGCCAGCCCCACCAGUGGACUCUUCAACACGCCACCCCCCACGCCCCCAGAGCUCUUUGGUGACGACUUCAGCAGCUUCCAGCUGCUGGUGGAGGUGGCACUGCAGAAGGCGGCUGAGCUGGAGUCGCAGCGGCAGGGUGGGCAGCUGCCCCUCUCGCCCCAGACUGAGCCCCCAGGAGCCUCCAUCUCCAAAUAGCCCUCUGGGCCAGGUCCCGCAGGGUGCCCUUCCUCGGGGGGUGCCUGACCCUCCCAGCCUCCUACCACCCAUCUGCUCGCACCCCCGGACCAGCUCAUCUCAGAAGCGGACUCCCGCCUUCCGGGCGCACUCCGGUCUCUCUGUCAGCAAAGCGGGGAGAGGAAGGACUGUCCCAUCCUGCCGUCUUCUCGCUGGGGAGGUGCCCCCACCUGCCGCCCUCGUCACGGAGGACAGUGCCCUGGGCGCACGGGAGGACGCGGCCGCUGCGGUCUGGCCAUCGCGGAAAGACCUCUGCCGCGUUUCUGACCUCUCCCUGCCGUGACUGACGGUUACUGCGGAGCCCCCUUGGAAAACCUGCUGACUUCUUUUUCUCUCUCCUGUAAACAAGGGUCCAGCCAACACCAUUUCUUCAGGGAGAGAAAGAGAGAAUUUAUUUUUUUGAAAGUUGGUGUCUGUUUUAAGGACUAUGGAUGAAAAGAUUUUUUUUUUUAACCCAAAUCUCCGAUCUCUUACCCCCCCUCCCUUUUUUUUUUUAUUUUUCCUUUUGUUUGUGGAGGGCCUUUCUGGUACCUUGUGCUGACUAGGAGCUUUGCCCAGGGAAGGGCAAAGGACAGAUGAACUGGAAACCUGAAGUCUGUGGCAUUUUUUUGGAUGGAAAACCUGGGGCAGUCCUCUUCUGCUUUAGGGUGUUAUGGAUGCUGCCAGCAGAAAUCUCUAUGGUGCUGUUUAGCAAUUUUUUGUUGAACCAUUUUUCCCUUUAAUUGUGAUUUAUUAUAUGAUUUUUUUUUUUUCUUUUAUGAGCAUUUCCACAACUUUCCCGUGUUUCUCUUGAGUUCCUGCUGAAUAUGUGCACAUUGUGUCCCAGAACAGAGAGCGUGUUGCAGAGGCUGGGAGAUGCUCACAGCAGGCUGCUGCUGGGGGUGGAUGCAAAGCUGAGACUGUGAAAUUCUGUAUCCAAUUUAUGUUUUUUUUUUUGUUUGUUUGUUUUUUUUUUUUGUUUUGUUUUGUUUUGUUUUUUUGUUUUGUUUUUUUAAAAAAAAACAUUUGGAAAGAGGUGUGUUUUGGGCAUGGGCAUGUGUGCUCUUCUGCAAGUGCAGCGCUCACAGCCUGCAGACCACGGUUCCUGGAAAGCAGAGUUGUCUCAUCAGCCAAGUGCUGAUGAACUGCCCUGGGAACGCGGAGGGAUCAGUCCCGUUGCUCCCUUGUCCCCUCCCUCCUGCUCUUGCUCUGCAGGGCUGAGCGCGGCCGUGCCUGGCUGUGCGGUGCUGGUGACCUCUAGUGACAAGCUUGUGUCUGCUGGGAGCUGGCUGGGCCCCCCCCAGCCUGGUCUGGUGGGGGUCUGGGGGCUCCAGGGCAGUUCCUGGCUGGGCAUCGCUUGCUGUCACUGAGCGGGAGCCUGGGUGCUGGGACUGAGAUACUGCUGUUUCACUGUAAAAUGUAAGUUAAAUAGCGAUACGUACGCACCUAUGUUAUCUAUCCUGAGAAACACUAAUCCUAGGUAAUUAGCCUGUUUAUUAAGUUGCAUGACUAGAGAUAAUAAUGUCCACGGGAUCUGGUGCUCUGCAGAGGUUGGAGCCAGCAGCGCUGGGGGAGCAGCACGCUGCGGGAUGAUGGGGCAGGGAAGGGAGAAGCACUGAUUUUGGGGACUGGUGUUCCCCCUGCCCCACCUCACCCUUCGGAGAGAAGGUGGCAGGGGAGUUGGGGUGCUGGCAGGGGCUGCAGGGGGGCUCGCCAGUUGGGGGUUGUGUUGGCCCCAGCUCUGGCACCACCCGGCUGGGCAGACUGCACGACUUUGCGUGGAUGCUCAUCAUGUGGCUGGGAACAUCCCCCUCCUCAUCACCCCCAGCUCCAUUUCAUGUCCAGCCUUUGCCCUCUGCCUCCUUUCUGGGGGAAACCCUGAAUUUUAGGACUCCCUCCCUUAUUUCUAGGUAGCCCUUUGCCCUGUCACCACCUGCAGUUCUGUUUCCUCCCCCAGGGGAUGGAGAGGCUUUUUGAUCUCCUCCCUUUAUUUUGCCCCAGUGAAACCAAAGUGGUUUCCUCCCGCAGGGCAGGAGUGCCACAGCUGUGCCUGCGCCAUGGACUGGUGUUGCUGCCCUAGGGAUGGACCAGAAAGAGUGGGGAGAGCAGGGAUUAUUGGAAUGAAAUUUAUGGAGCAAAAGAACUACUGUAAAUAUAUUUCUGUUUGUUCUUCUAUUGUCAAAUAAAAGUUUUUUAGUUGUU